AUGCAGAGAUCACUGGUACGUGCGGCCUUGUGGCUGGUCAUGGUAACCGGCUCUAUUGCACUGGGGGCUCACGAAGCUGUUCGAUGCAUCAUGUACCUCACAGGCCAACAUGUCGUAUUUCCAUCAGAUGACUAUCUUGUGAAUUCCAUAACUCAUGUGAUUUUGGCAUUCAUGCGCUCGGAUGUCUUCAACGUGGACAAAACACCGACAGAAUUUCCCUUGUUUACUACAGUGAAUAGAGCUCGACAGCAGUUCAAAACAGAUACCAAAAUCAUGGUGGCAAUUGGAGGUUGGGGAGACUCCAAAGGGUUUGAAGAAGCUGCACAUGACAAUUCAUCAAGGAAGCGGUGGGCGGGUCAAGUCAAGGCCAUGGUUGACCUUACGGGAGCCGACGGCGUCGACAUUGACUGGGAAUAUCCAGGUGGAAACCGUGACGACUAUAAGCUGGUUCCAAAUUCAAAACGCGAGUGGGAGAUUGAAGCAUUCGUUCUGCUCCUGGGAGAACUUCGGUCAGCACUGGGGCCCGGAAAACUGCUGUCCAUUGCAGUGCCGGCUCUGGAACGAGAUUUGAUGGCCUUUACAAAUUCGACUAUUCCAUCUAUUACAGGACAUGUCGAUUUCAUUAGCGUAAUGACUUACGAUAUGAUGAACCGGCGCGAUAGCAUUGUCAAGCAUCAUAGCGGCGUGGCCGAAUCGUUCGAAGCAAUGAAGCGAUAUAUAGAUCGCGGAGCACCUCCGCACAAAUUGAACUUUGGACUUGGCUAUUAUGUCAAGUGGUUCAUGACGGAAAAGUGCGAUGCUCAGCAUCCGUUGGGGUGCCAUACCCAGCUGCUGGAAGAUGCUACCAAUGGAGCUGACCUGGGUAAAACGGGUGCUUUUAGCUGGCAUGACGAGGUUCCACCCGAACUGGCCGAGUCCUUUACCAGGGCCCAAGCCCAGGGCCACUAUGAUGAUGAUGGAAGCUAUGGGUAUUGGGAUGCUGAAGAGAAGAGGUGGUGGUCAUACGACAGACCCGCGACGAUCGAGACAAAGGUGCCUCGGCUUGUCGGCGAGCUGCAACUUGGCGGAGUGUUUGCCUGGGGCCUGGGCGAGGAUGCUCCGCAGUUUGAGCAUUUGAGGGCGACUGUCGACGGUGUCCGGGCCUUGCGUGGAAAUGACAAUAGAAAAGACGAGCUAUAG
Molecule: messenger RNA, 1179 nt
Organism: Trichoderma virens Gv29-8
Lineage: Eukaryota; Fungi; Ascomycota; Sordariomycetes; Hypocreales; Hypocreaceae
Product: glycoside hydrolase family 18 protein
Exons: 3
Coding region: 1-1179 (392 amino acids)
Biological process (GO): carbohydrate metabolic process; chitin catabolic process
Cellular component (GO): extracellular region
Molecular function (GO): chitin binding; chitinase activity
Source: RefSeq, a predicted model, not a curated record